Momordica charantia (bitter melon) is the source of this 1677-nucleotide messenger RNA. The record is from RefSeq and is a predicted model, not a curated record. NCBI's taxonomy places the organism in Eukaryota, Viridiplantae, Streptophyta, Magnoliopsida, Cucurbitales, Cucurbitaceae.
AUUUGGAACCAUCCUGGAAUCCUGCAAUUGUCAAAAGAAGACAAAUAUUAUGUGAAGCGUGAAGAUGCUGUUGAAAAUUUUCUUGCAGAUGACAGCUCUAGUGAUGAAAACAUGGAUUCUAAUAUUGGCAUUGGAGAGAAGCCAGCGAAUGCCAAUGGAAAUCAUCAGGAUAAGUUUGUUAGUGGCUUCUUCAUUAAGGAUUGGUGGAAUGGCCUGCUUCAUGCAAAUAGUUACAAGGAGCUCGAUUACAGUGGCAAGAUGGUUUUGCUACUGGAGAUCUUAACCAUGUGCUCUGAAUUGGGUGAUAAGGCAUUGGUAUUCAGCCAGAGCAUUCCUACGCUUGACCUAAUUGAAUUCUACCUUUCAAGAUUGCCCAGACGAGGAAAGGGAGGAAAAUUUUGGAAGAAGGGUAAAGAUUGGUAUAGGCUUGAUGGAAGAACUGAGGGUUCCGAAAGACAGAAGAUUGUUGAAAGGUUUAAUGAGCCUUUAAAUAAGAGGGUAAAAUGUACCCUGAUAUCUACUAGAGCUGGAUCAUUGGGCAUCAAUCUUCAUUCUGCUAAUCGCGUCGUCAUAGUGGAUGGUUCUUGGAAUCCAACUUAUGAUCUUCAGGCUAUUUAUCGUGCUUGGAGAUAUGGCCAAACAAAACCUGUGUUUGCUUACAGAUUUUUGGCACAUGGAACAAUGGAAGAAAAAAUUUACAAGCGUCAGGUAACAAAGGAGGGACUGGCGGCAAGAGUUGUCGAUCGCCAACAGGUAUACCGGACUAUUUCUCGGGAGGAAAUGUUGCAUCUUUUUGAAUUUGGUGAUGAUGAGAACCCUGAGGCUUCCACCGAGUUGGACCAAGGAAAUGGCCAUGCACCUCACCCGACUACAACUGGGCAUCAUGGAAAUGUGCUCAAGCAGAAAGGGCCUCUUUCCCAUGGAAGUUGCUCAUCUGACAAGUUAAUGGAAAGUUUACUUGGCCAACACCAUCCGAGGUGGGUUGCUAACUACCACGAGCACGAAACAUUACUGCAAGAGAAUGAAGAUGAAAAGCUAUCAAAGGAGGAGCAAGACAUGGCAUGGGAAGUGUACAGAAAAUCAUUGGGAUGGGAGGAAGUGCAGAAAGUUUCGCCAGGUGAUUUAACGUCCGAGCAAAAGCUAACCACGUCAAAUGUCGCUCAUCCUGCACCCGAGACUAUCAAUCUGGCACAAUCAAGGGCAAGGAACCGAUUCAUUACUCGUAAAUGUACUAAUCUUUCCCACUUGCUGACACUAAGAAGUCAAGGGACAAAAGUUGGCUGCAGUACAGUAUGUGGAGAAUGCGCUCAAGAGAUAAGCUGGGAAGAGCUCAACAGAGAUAGCAAGCUAGGGAAGUGACGAACAGCUUCAUUCUUCCAUUCUAUCUAUAUUUUGUGCUGCUAUUGCAGCCUCCGUAAGUCCAAUUCUUCUAACAGAUUCUAACUUUAGCAAUUCCUUUUUGUAACAUGAAUCCCUUUUUGGCUCCACUUUUAUGUUUCUUUCAGGUCCUUUUUGUCUUUUUCUAUUUUAUUUUUUGGUGAGGGGGGCAGACAUAAUAGAGAGAAGGGUAUAAUUCAUAUUGGUUAGUUGAAACUAGGUCUGUAUAGAUUUGUAUUCUGUGAUCUUUCAAUAUAUAUAGUUGAAUGAAAUAGCAGUAAGUUCUCUGUUCUUGUUUCA